This is a messenger RNA of Ruditapes philippinarum (Manila clam), 4428 nucleotides long. RefSeq names its product cartilage intermediate layer protein 1-like. NCBI's taxonomy places the organism in Eukaryota, Metazoa, Mollusca, Bivalvia, Venerida, Veneridae. The record is from RefSeq and is a predicted model, not a curated record. The coding region runs from base 233 to 3949 and encodes 1238 amino acids. The transcript is spliced from 10 exons.
UCUCCUAGAUUCUAGAUAAAACUUAUAUAGUUAAAGUUAAACUUGUAUUUUAGUGGAAGAACGUGAUUGGCGAUUGGGCAGGUGAUAUUUAGUUAUGUAAUAAAUCGCCUGCCGGAUAGAUACUAAGAGCGGACAAUCACUAAAAUAUUGGUAAAUGUAGGAUAUCUUCUUAAUCUAAUAAGGAAUUGCCUUCUUGGUUUCCGACGAUCGCUAUUAGAGGAAAGAAAGCACAAUGAUUUUAGUUUCAAGCAUUCUCUUGUGUCUUGUGUACAGUGUUGUUGGGGAAACAGGACAAAGAUGCACGAAUUCUCCGAUAGAUAUUGCCAUUGCACUAGAUACAUCUGAUAUCGUGACCAAUAGCCAUUUUGAGGCGGAGAAAACUCUGACGAAAGAAAUAGCUUCCAACAUUUUUAAUCAAGACAACAGAUUGGCACUGGUAACAUUUGCAGAACAAGCAACCAUCCAGUUUAACUUGGAUACAUAUAAAUCUUUAAAUGAUUUAAAUCUAGCAAUCGAUUUUAUGUGGCGGGCAACUGGACAAAGUCGUUUGGAAGAAGCAAUAAACUAUUCGUUGAUACAUGGUUUUACCGGACGCAAUGCUACAAGACAAAGUGCUCCGAAAUUUCUUAUCGUUGUUUCACACUCACGAACAUUGAAUGAUACACAGUUUAACAGGAUAAGUGAUAAACUACAGGAGAACAUGGUUGAACUUCUUUUUCUAGAUAACCAAAGUAGCUCAACUGUACAGAAAUCAAAUAUAAAGAUACAACCAUCCCCAACUACCAGUACUGUAGCAAAUAUCACAAAAGAUGUUAUAGAUAUAUUAUGCAAAGGAGCUGGCGUUUUAAAACCUUGGACACAAUGGAGUGCAUGUGGCAGAACAUGUGGAACAGGCAUCAGACGAAGGUUCAAAGAGUGUGUAAAGAGACGUGAAAAUGAUACCUGUCUUGGGAAGAACUUAGAAACCGAAAAAUGCACGAUGCGGCAGUGCACAGAUAGUAUCGACGGAGGAUGGACGUAUUGGACAGAGUGGUCGAAAUGUACCAAAACAUGCGAUUCCGGAAAACAGACUAGACAACGGUAUUGCAGUGCACCAGUACCAGCAAAUGGUGGGAGCUUUUGCAAAGGACCAAGAUCACAACAGAGAAAUUGCUCCGAUUGGAAAUGUCCAGACUGCUCAUUUGUAUGUGGUAAAGACGCUACAUUAUCUUCCAAAUGUGAUGUAUGUUUAUGCAUCAAUACAACUCUCUUAGUGAAAGUGAAAAGCAACACAAACGUUCCGUUGGAAACUGUAGAAGUACAUAUUUUAUCCAUAUCACGUAAACGGCUUGGCGUCACAGACAGCAAUGGAACAUUUCUGGUGAAAAAUGUAUGUUUGAGAAAUGCGUCAAUAAUACUGCACAAGGAUGGGUAUGUCGAUGAGACCAUCAGCGUGAAACAAGAAAAUAACAUAAAUUUGAACAUAACACAGAAGAUUUACAGGAUGGUUUCUCCAAUGAUAUUGAAGCAUCCGGAAAACAAAGUCAGAGUGAUUAAUCAAAACGCAACAUUAUGUUGUAUAGCGACUGGGAGACCGAAACCGGCAUCAGUUCAUUGGUUUAAGGACGGUAUUGAAUUGCCAAAUGCCAACAAGUUACUAGUUCUCACAAAUAUAAGUCUAUCUGAUGCUGGUGUUUACAGCUGUACUGUAGAAACAGAAGCCGGAAUUGUGAAAUCAGAAGAAGCAUCAUUAAAAGUGGUCGCAAUCGCAGACAAACAAUGUUCCAAUCCCCUUUUGUAUUCACGCAAACUGCCAACCAGUUGCUAUGCUGAACAAAAUGGGUCAAACGUGACAGUAGUAGAUAUCGGGAAAUGUAGUAGGGAGCACUGUCAGUCAAAAGUAUUUACAGAUGAAGAGACAUGCUCGGAUAAAGAAAGUAAUUACUGCUGCGAAGAAAACCAAACUACAGAGAUCGAAGUAUUUUGUCCAGGAUUCUCUUAUAAACUUAAACGUAUAAAAUCAUGUGCAUGUAAAAUAUGCAUGAUUUCUUCGACUGUUGAAGGUUCAGCAUACGGAAAGCAUGAAAAUGGAUCUAAAAUUCCGUUCGCAUAUGGGUUCCUGUACAUUGACGGGAAAAAAGCGGCGGUCACGAAUGAAAGAGGGUAUUUCCACUUUGAAUUGCUACGUAGUAAAACAAGAGCGAUAGUGUAUUUUGUUGACGAAACAUUUUACAUGUUUGUACCGACAACAAAAAUAAUGGUCGCACAACGUGAUAGCACUUCGUUUGUGACUGUUGUUUUACCGCUUAAACCGAAUCCAAUCAAAUUUGACAGCCAUCUUGGAAUAAGUAUAAGUUUAGGAGGUUCUAACAAUCUUCCACCAGUCGGUGGAAUAACUAUCCCAGAACAUGCUCUGAUAACUUCAGAUGGAAUGAAUUACACCGGUAAAGCAAAGGCAACUGUUCAUUUCAUGGAUCCAAGAAAGCUGUCCGAUCUUGAAGCCUCAAACGGUAAUUUUGUCUAUAAUACUCCAGAUGGGUCGACAGGACCUCUUGAAACAUUUGGAAUGUUUCGUACAACUGUUGAGGACGACAAGGGAUUUCCGCUUAAAGUUAAAAAGAAAUUGCAAUUUAAUCUCGAUGCUUCAAUAUUCAAUGUGUCGUUUAAAGACGAUGGCUCUCCAGAUUUGGCGUUAUGGAAUUACGAUAUUAACAAUGGCAUUUGGGUUGAAACAGCAAAAAUGAUGCUUUCCGAUUCAAAUUUUGCAACUGGUAGGAGAAAGCUUUUAGCGAAUGUUUUGGUUGGUGAAUAUGAGGUUCAAGAAAUAGACCACAUUGAUUUAACAGAAGACACACCUGUUAUGGAAAGGGUUAUCAUAGGAUAUACAAACUGUGAUCAUAGUGUACCAAUUUAUGGCGAUAGGAUUGUGAAACAUGAUAGUAAGACUAAACGAAAUGCUUGUUACCUAAGCGUUUCUGUGUACUCCGACCUUACAUUUAGAGAAAGAUCCGCUGGUGGAACAAAUAUAGUAGCAAUUACUCAAGAAAUGUACGGCCAAAAAUUCCAAGGCAUGGACAGUAAAACGACGGACACAAAUGGGCAUGCAUGUUUGAGUGUUUUCUGCGAUUCUAAAGUGUAUGUUUAUGCAGAGAAUAAAAUUGAUGGUAGUAGACUUUAUGCAAGUCAAUCGCAUGACCUCCCAGUGUGGUACGAAAACUUUAAUAACACGAAAAACAACACAGAAGUAGAGAUUUUCUCGUAUGAUAUCGACGAUAUUACCGAGAAUGGAAAAACACGUUACAGUCCCUUUGUAUCAUUCGAAGAUUUUUCCAAAUGUAAUGAAGAAUUCGAGAAGAGUUAUAAAUUUCAGUUUGCAUACAAUUCUAUACCACAUGCACUGACGACAACAAUAAGUAAAGAUACUUUCGACAAUGCAUUAUCAUGGUACCCCGUAUCUCCCGAGAAACCAUACGGAAAAUCAUGUUUUAUCAAGGUUGCAAUCAAAACUGAUGAUAACGACGCAAGGUUUAUAGCGCAAAGCUACCAGAACAAAAUUGAAAAUAGCAAGCAAUAUGGGACAUAUGAAGUUAGCCCGACGUUUGAUGUUAGUUCCCCUGAUAAAACUCAGAAAGCUGCUUGCAUAGAAUAUCGAUGUGCUGGACAGUUUGCUGAAAACGGGACGAUCAAGUAUAAUGCAAAAACUAUCGUAGACAUUAAUUUGAUUUCCACUAGAAGCUGUACGAUAAGAAUUUUGACAAAAGCUUCCAACAUGUCAGUCAAAAAGAAUAACAAGGGGUUUACGUUUGUUGCUGAUCCUUCAAGGAAUUAUGGCCCUGACUUUGGUAUAUAUGUUGGCAAUGGAAAUGCGGACAAAAUAAGUAGUUUUUGUGCAAGUGGCAUUGAUUCAGGAGCAGUUGAAAAAAUAAUGAAACCGUAUAAAAACACGGCUGUCGAGUUUUCAUGUACAUAAACUCGGUUGGCUUCAUCUAUCAUAGAUUUUUAUUUACUAGAAUUUUUUAAUUUUCUUUAUUUUUGAAAAGACAAUUUGAAGUUAAAUACAUGUAAUAUUUUGUCAAUUGCUUCAUCGUCACGCAUAUUCUGAUUUAAAAUUGCUUCUUUCGCGACGCAUAUUAUAAGGAUUUUGCCUAUUGGUAAUGUUUUGUUUGCUGUAUAUAGUCUGUGUAAGCAUUUUUUUAAUAUAUUUAGUAUUUUUACAAGUUUAAAGCUUUUGUGUUUGCAAGUGUCUUUAAAUUAUCGGCUACUAUAUUGUGGUCAUAUCCAUACAAACAGACUCGUUUAAAUCAAACAUUUGCACGUUCCUUUUCAUUCUGUGAUCUAGAAAAUACUAAUUAUUGUUUUUGAUAUGACCAUAAUUGUGUUUUAAGUAUUUAAUAAAAAUAAACAUUAAAAUGUUUUGAUGUCGUGUUCAUCAUAUUGGGACAGAGAAGU